AUGAUUGCUAUGCCAGUUCAACAGCAGAGAGAGAUGUCUCGUUUCAGCAGCUUGGAGCGAGAAGAAGAGCAAGAACAGAUGAUGCUGAAACUCCCCGCUUCAAUCCAAGCGAUGCUGAUGCGAGCCAAUCGCAUCCUCACCAAAACUGAGAUUCAAUUCAUCUCAGGUGCCACACCCGACCACCGCUGCGAGGCGCUGCGAAUGAUCUUUGAUGGCAAAUCGGCGGAUGAGGCAGUCACGUUCCUUUUAAAUGCGAGCCGGGGCACGCCUGCAGCGGCGGUGACCGACCCUCCAACGAGGGCUGCAACUAUGGUGUCGGCGUGCACCAUCAAAGAUUUGAAAGUUAGCAGUAGCAACAGGUCCCCUUCUCUCAACGAAGUGCAUCGUGUGACACAGCCGCUCUCUGAGAGGUACUUAACUCUUCGUGAGGAGAGCGAGUUGGAUGUGUUUCCGUCGACGCUGCACGUUGUCCCCAUGCCACGCAAUGAGGCAUUCACUGCACGAGCCCAGCAACCCCCGUCGCCGUCGUCCACAAUCAUGACACAAUGCCGAAACAACCCCGACAACAGUCUGGCGAAUGACCGCGGCGCCUCACCGCCGAUCCGUGUGCCGUGGCAACACUUGCAACAGUUCUCAACGGUCAGCCGGCACCUAAAUGACGUUGCAGUGAACAUAGCAAAUACCUUUACUCAACCAAAGCCAGCAAAAGCAGCAAUGCCACAGGUGACAGAGGCACUUAAUCGCCGUGCAGUGAUCAAGAAGCAGAGUCCGAGUGGUCCUCCUGUGAAUGCCGAUCGCCGCACGAUUCCCAUCACAAAUAAUGGGGCGUCAGAUGUGGUAAAAACGUGCGAGAAGCGUGACGUGCAAGCCACAUUGAAUCACAAGCACAUAAAGAAAACAUGUUCAGCGUGGGAUGAGCACUUCAAGACAUUUAUUGUGCAUCCGAAUCAAUUGAGGCGGCUGGAGGCGAAGGAACUCCUGGAGGCACCCCCUGCAGCUGUUCGCCCUGGCGGAAGUGGUGCACUCAGGCGUCUUUCAAGAGAAGACCGGCACCAAUGUACGCGGCAAAAUACACUGUCAAAGUCUCUACGUCCUCCGGCAUCUGCAUUCGCGCAUCUAACGUCUACAGGACCCGGCACAGGUGGCGCUGCGCACGUAACAGGAAUGCACAGCACAUACCCCUCCUUCUAUCACGGUGAAAAGCAGCAACAGCAGCCAUGCGUGCCGCCGCUGAAGGGUGUGAAGAACACACGACGCAAGGACAAGGGGGAUGUCUUCACACGUCUGUACUCCUCCACCGCAGCCUGUGUGACGCCGCGACCAGCCUCCGCGCGUGAGCGGGCCCUGGUGGCCAGUGGCACGCCACUGCGGCGCACUGCUAGUGUCUACACGCCGCGCACUCCGCGCGGCCAACCACUCAGCGUUGCGCUGCAUGUCUUGGCCGCCACCCCACGCAGCCGCCGCGCUCUAACGACAGUGAAGGGUCCCGCAACGCGGCGCAACUGCGGCGGCGGUGGUGGUGGUGGCUCAACAGCCGCGGAGGCGUUGUUGUGUCGGAGGAGAGCCACCGCCGGGACGACACCGCCGCGAUUCAACUCCGCACAGAAGCUGCAGCGCACCGCGACGGCGAAUGACCACUCGCGCUGCUACGCACGCACUGCAACGUGGAGUGCACGAUACGAAUCGUGCAUCGACCCCUUUUACGAGUUCCCUGUGCAACGAGUCCAGCAGCGUGGGCGAGGGGUUGCUGCCGGAUCAUCGCAUGGGCAGGGGUGGAAGCGCUCUGCGACGACAAUCGUGACACGUUGA
Trypanosoma grayi is the source of this 1809-nucleotide messenger RNA. RefSeq lists its product as hypothetical. The coding region runs from base 1 to 1809 and encodes 602 amino acids. The record is from RefSeq and is a predicted model, not a curated record. Lineage: Eukaryota; Euglenozoa; Kinetoplastea; Trypanosomatida; Trypanosomatidae. The transcript has a single exon.